Pogonomyrmex barbatus (red harvester ant) is the source of this 2059-nucleotide messenger RNA. RefSeq names its product Torsin interacting protein (gene TORIP). Lineage: Eukaryota; Metazoa; Arthropoda; Insecta; Hymenoptera; Formicidae. Gene Ontology annotation, cellular component: membrane. Gene Ontology annotation, molecular function: ATPase activator activity. Gene Ontology annotation, biological process: membrane organization. The record is from RefSeq and is a predicted model, not a curated record.
GAAGCAGCCAUCUUUGUGCUCUGUUUUAUCUCGCUGGUUGCAGUAGUCGCAACAGGAAGUACGUCAAAUCAAUGACAUCAUAGAAUUCAAGGCAGUACUUUCGAAAUGCAUUACUCUAUAUCGGAACGCAUUCGUAGUACUGACAGUACUCGGAAUGAAUAAAGGAACGCACCCUAUCGCGACAGGUCACGUGUUUCGAAAACCUCAACAUCAAUGGUGCCGACGUUUACUGUCGUAACUGAUUAAAUUGUGCCGAUAGCAUUAACCGGAGUUGAUGAGACUGGCUCUAAAUGGAAAGCACCCUUUGAAACGCAACUUAGGUAGCCAUUGCGAAACAAAAAAAGGAAUAAUUAUAAUCAGUUGUGACCGUCCUAACAAGGUUCUUAUGUGAUGAAAUAUGAAGACUAAUGAACACAUUGACUACAAAACAUCUAAAAUGGAGAAUUUUAAUCCCUCUAAAGUGUCCCCCAAGUGUCGAAGGCCUCUAAGAAAAAUAGAAAACAAUUCCUUAAACAAUAAUUCUCAAAGUUUACAACUAAAAGAAGAACAGCCAAGUUUGUCAAAUGAAGAAAGUGAAGAAUCAUUUGAAGAUCAGAACAUAGAACAGAUGCAAUUAAUAAAAAAUAAUAAUGAGUUAGAUAAUGAAGUACAAUUGUAUCCUGGUUUGCAGAAUCAUUCUAGUUCUCCAAAAAAAGAAAAUAAUUCAAAAAAGUCUAAAGAUACCAAGCCAGUUAUUAAACAAGAAACAAAUUUAUACAAAUUUUUACAAAAAUUUUAUAAAAUAUUAAAUUUUAUACAAAAUAUAAACAAUUCUUAUAUCGUCUACAUUUUCAUAGCAAUAAUAGCAAUAGUAAUUGUCCUAAGUCAAUUUAAUAUCUUUAAAAUACAAACACAAACUAUAAAUAAUCCUACUUCAUUGUUAUAUAAAUUCAUUGAAAGGAUUAGAACAAAAUUUCAUAAUCAAAAAUCAGAUACUUGGAAUGACAUUUCAUCUGCAAUACAAGAAGUAUCAAAAAAUCCUAAGAAACCUUCAAUCAUUUUACUAUUUGCAAAUGAUAUAACCACAAUGGAUUGUUUAGCCAAUGAACUGGCACAUGUGAGUCGUACUAUUUUAAAUGCAGACAGUCAUUUGGUAUUUAAUCCAAAAGAUUUUGGAAAUGAUGCUGGCGAGAUUAUUAAUACAUUGAAUGAAUAUUCUCCAGAGGAAAAAAAGGUUGUGAUGAUUCGUGAUAUAUUGAAUAUUAAUGUAGAAGCAAUAAAGGACUUACAUAAUUUGUGCGAUAGAAUAAAUCCGUUAAUAGCAGAGGUUAUUUACAUUUUUACUGUGCAAACUAAUAGUUAUCAUUCACCACAGAAAAAGCUAGAUUUCAUAGAGAAGCAGAUUUAUAAUAAAUUAUCAAGAAGCAUCAAUCAAGAUAUUUUAGCAGCUCUUGUAACACGCAUUACAGAUGGAGUAAUUGUCUUGGUACAAUCUGAACCAAAUUUAAAAUACUGCUAAUCUGCAAAAGAAAAACAUUUAAACACAUGAGCUCUGUUCUUUAUAACUGAACUAAUGUAUAUUUGUAUUUGAAAUAAAUAUAUGUUUAAAGUUUGAAGAGAAAAAAACAUAAGUAUGUUUUUAUAUAAUUCAGUACAGUGAUAAAGAACAAGUUUAUAGUUAUAAUAGUACGUAAUAGCGUAUAUAAUACAAUAUUAAUAAUAUAGUUCUGUAAAUAAUGAAAUUAAAUAUUUUCCUAAAUAAUUGUUUAAUUAAGGCGUUUUAUGCACGAUUUGCAGUUUGUUAUUUAUACUUGUGAACAGAUCAAACAAAUACAUUGAGUUCUUACUAAUUUACCAUACACAUUGAUUUGUUAGAAUAAUUUUCAAUGAAAAAAUGGCGAAUCGCCAAGAUAAUUUAGUCUCUGAUAUUCGAUUUAACUGUAAAACUUUGCCUUCACGCUUUUGAUAAAUUUAAAUAAUGUUAAUAAUAAGUAUUAAUGGUAAAUUAAUGCUGAAAGGUAAUUAUAUAUGGACUGUAUUUUCUUAUUCGUACUUAAAAAAUAAUAUUAGUAAACAAAAA